Dreissena polymorpha is the source of this 3443-nucleotide messenger RNA. RefSeq lists its product as uncharacterized. The record is from RefSeq and is a predicted model, not a curated record. Bases 138 to 3041 code for a protein of 967 amino acids. The transcript is spliced from 4 exons. Lineage: Eukaryota; Metazoa; Mollusca; Bivalvia; Myida; Dreissenidae.
UUUACCAGUAUAGGUGUGUUGUGAACCAUCGGAGCGUGUAGAAAACUCGUUCGUUCGUCAUCCGAAACCUUGUCAACAAUAUAUUACAUGCCUCACGAAAUGUUGAGAAAAGCGUGUUGUAAGAGAACUCGUUAAACAUGGGAAAGCCCAAGAAACGCCGCGAUCAACCUGUGCCGGAAGUAAGCAGCGACUACAAGUGGAGCGCCCAGAGCUAUCCGCUGGCGGAUAUUUUGAAGAGCUUUAAGCUUCCGGUCGUGGUCCAAUGUCGAGAGGAUACGAAUGUGGACGUUUUGAAAAAUUUCUUUUUCGACCUGCGUCAACCGCUCCUGCUACACAGUCGCCGGAAGUGUCGGAAGAUUUUCGCGCGUUGCGUUCGGCAGACGACGCCCGGGGGCACGAUGAAAGAACUACUUCCGGAAGUUGUCAUACCGGAAGACUAUGCCGGUUGGUUCAAGAUCAGUAAAGGCUUAGGUUUCACAAAGCCGACACCACACCGCUCCAUCGAAGCCAUAGCGCAGAUCCCUGGCGAGUUCUUUUUGUGUACCACGGAGUUCAACGCCGUCGUCCUCACCGAGAAAGUGGGGAGUCCUCACGCGGACACGCAUGUGAAAAGCGCCGGCAUUGAGCACGAGAGUUUCGUGCGUCCAGUCGUCGAGGGUGAGGUUCUACGCAAGACCGAGAUCCAGAGCUUAAAUCAGCUAUUACUUCCGGAAUGCGAGCGCUCAUUAAACAGAAAUAACCGUUACUUGCUGUGCAUUGAUGAGAAAGACUGCGAGUUGUAUGUUUCCGUUUCGCAAACCGGAUUGUUUUAUGAGGUUUCGGAUGGGAACUUUAGCGGUGACGACAAUUGUGUGGUUCAGGUGUCGGACGUUUUAGACGAAAUGGUGGAGAUGCCUAUAUACGUGCGGCAUAUCCUUGGCGAUCCUCCGCCCAUCUCCAAAUUCUACUCGCCCUCCCUCAAACUGGUUCGCGUCCAUGAGGAAGAGACGGUCAUGGGCUCGACGCUUGAUCCGGAAGACGUAAUGCCGUUUGAGAUCCAGACAAACUCUCCCAUCCGGUUUGAGAUGGCGCUUAACACGCCUAUGCUGCAGUCUUGCGGGGAAUACAAUGAGGCGAUGGAAAUGUGCAAGACUGUGGAAAAGAAUUACGUUACUGAUAUGAAACUCGCUGUUACGUUUAAAGUCAAACAGGAAGAGGAAACCACGGAGAACACUAGCGAGAAACUUGAAGGUAGUGACAACCUCGCGUUCGUUGCAGACAAUAUGGACUCGUUGACGAACUCAGCAGGGACGACGACUUCGGUCGGAAAGGAGAGCGAAUGCGUCGACAUCGAGGCGAACUCGGAGUUCAGCAUCCAAUGGGAGCCGGGCCCGAGUCUGAGGAACACUCCGGAACAAUUUGAUUUUCCCGAGGAUCCGGACUGUGAAAGCAUUGAUGAGAGUGUCGACACAGAGCAAGCUAUGCGGCUCAACACAGUGCUCGGUGGACAUUAUUUCAACACGGAUGUACGGGUGGAUUUCGGUCACCAGAAUGAUUUAAAACACCGGGGCAAUUCCAUCAAGAACAACAAUUACAUAAAUGUAAAGGACAUGCAACGGUUAUUCGUUACUGCUAACAAAAUACCAAGUAAACACUGGGGAACAUCGUCAAUAGAUAAAAUAACCGAAGGAAUAACAGACUUUUCAGUCAGAGCUCAAAAUGAGACGCGAGUCCGAACGAGCUCACCAGAGCAAAUCAUAGCUCCCCCUGCGUCUUUUUCAGACAGCCUCGGUUCUUUACCCAGUACGCUUACAACGCCGUCAACAAAUCAUGUUUCGAACGUAACCUCUCUCAGCUCAACGCUUACCGGCAACACGUUUGGUUCGAAUGAUACUCAAGAACAUGACAUCGCUGUGCAUAAUAAGAACUUGUUGUUUCACGCACAUAAUGCUAAAAAUGACGUCAUACAGCGUCUUCAUAAGCCGUACGUAUUCACAGGGGACGUGUAUGUUUGUCCGAAUAGCGAUAGUAGUUUGGACAGUUCAGAAAGCGGAAGUGACGUCAGUGAAACAAGUGACGUCAGUUCAAGUACGAUAAGUCGCGGAAGCAUAGCCGAGAGUUGGGGAAGUUGGGAGCGGAAUAAAUUUCGGGUUGUACGUAGCAAAAACAUAAAGGAUAUACCAAGAGAUGUGAAUGACAUCGCAGGAUUAUCGAAGUCAGUUUCAAUAAACGGAAGAACUAAUCCUCUUCCGGAAAUCACCACCGUAAGUCAGCCGAGGAGUCGGUCGGUUUCAGACGAUAUGAUUCAUUUCGAAGAACCGUCGAAAUCGUCGUCUGCAACCAGCAUCGUCACGUGUAAAGUAGCAGACGAGAUGGUAUUCAGCUGCAAAGACCUUAGGCUCUCCUUAGAGGAGAUUACGCGAAACGCGCGCAAAAAUCACGUGGAAAACACGUGGCAGGCAUUUUGUUUGGAACGAUCAAGCUCAUUACCGGUGCGGUCAAACAGUACAAAGGUCAACCGAGAUAUUGAUGAGCAUUCUUUGAGCUGGGAACAGCUUAGUCCGAGGAAAAGUGAAAGUACAUCGAACUCCAUGCUCAGUACGCCGCGAUACUCAAGCACGUACAAAAGGACUAGCCCGAAGAACGCUGUGCUGAAAAAGAAUGCCAAAGUCGAAAAACUAAAUUUAGAUCUAGACAAUUCGUUAUGUGAUAAAACUCAACUAAUUUCUGACUCAAGUUCUGAGGACAGUUUACAGUAUUCUCACCGCAGUUUGGAUUCUACGGAAGAGUUCCAGGCGGGAGAUAACUCUUUCGCAUGUUCGGAACACUCGGACAUGUCCGUUAUAAACGCGCCGGAAGACGUUUUGGCCGCCAUUGCGGAAAUGGAAAGUGCUGUAAAUUACGCAGGCAGUUGCCCCGAUAGCGAGCCGGAAAAUGAGGACAGUGAAAAAAAUGCUGACUCACUUGAUCGAGAGCGGAUUGCGUUUGCGCAGAAAAUCAAAAUACAGCAUGAAAUCAAACGACGUUUCGGAGAUUGGAAUGACGUUGCAGUAAUUAUAUAGCCAAACAAAUAUUAACUUUUAUCUUGUGUGAUCAUGUCUGCAGGCGCAUAUAACAUUUACACGGAUUCCGACUAUGUUUAAAACGUUUCUGACUAUUACCGUUGCUUAAUGCACAGGAGUUUGAAAUUCUAUCCAUAAAGCUAAUCUAAUGGCUAAAUAAAAAAAUACCCCUAUAUAGUGUAAAGACUUAUAUAGGGCUAUUUUUUUAUUUAGCCAUUAGAAUAGCUUUAUGGAUAGAAUUAUAAACUCCUGUGCUUAAUGUUAUCCAAUGCAUGAUAUACAGUUUGUCAAAACACAUAUUGGUACACAUAAAUCUAUUUUAUUCAUGUCCAUGAUCACGACAGGUUUUACGCAAUUCUCUGUGAAAAUUUAAAUAUUGAAAUAAAUAAUUAAAAGAAGUAA